AGGAAAUAAAGCUUUUCGACGCAAGAACGCUUGCGCUUUGCAGCCGUUCGAAGUGACAUCUUUACGUUAAGCGUGGUAAUCUGCCGUUUGUAACUUCUUGCACCUGCGAUUUACAACGAAUUUUCCAACUCUUUACACCUAGGCUCGCAGUUUUGAUUCUUGCAACUGCAAACCGUAACCGUAAGGCGUAAGAGUUUAAGUUUCCAAAAGAGGACGAUCUUGCUUCCCUCAAUUUUUGCAAAGUUGCUAGACUACAGCCGUCGCUGCGACAAGUGUGGUUCACAGCACACAAAAAAUGUCAUCAUUCUCACCUCUGCGUGAUAAAACGGGCUGGUCUACUUCCCGUAAGGCCUCCCCCUCGGCAGCACGCUUUCCAAAAAAUGAAGCAGCUGGAACCUCCCGUUUACUCACAUUGGCAGCCUUGUGCACCACGAUACCAGGAUCUGAAGACUUCUUUCAGUUGCAGACAGCACAAGGCGUGAAACUGAAUAAAGUCGGAACCCUACUUUCGACGAAGGCUACGUCGAGAAAGGAUCAAGAAGUCGAACGGGACCGCAUUACUACAGCUCCUGGCACCAUACCAUCCGCAUCAAGUUCAACCUCGCGGUGGUGUAGUACCUCCCCAGCACCAGUGCAGCUCGAAAGAAAUGAUCAGCAGCAGCACGACAUCAACGAGCGCCUGCUUCCUAAACGACGGGUGGACCACGACGUUUCAGAGCACCACCAGCCCUGGUUUUACUGUUUCACCCCCAACCAGGGAACCUACGACAUGCAGGCGAUGCAUGACGAAGUGGAGGCUUUGAAGCGACAAAGUUUGGUCGAGGAACAACAAGCGGAAGCAGACAACGUGGCGCGACAAAUAGAUCACGGCGUGCAGCUGGACCACCAGGAGCCGGGGUCGACGUCGGCGGACGAUCUAGAUCACGGUGACCUUCUCGACGUUCAGCGGCAGCAGCAACAAACAAGCCUGGACCUCCGGGAGGUACAACCGCUGAGAGCACCGAGAGCUCCCACCUGCAGUGACUUUUUAGCAGAACAGCACACACUGGUGAGUCUGGCUCUACUCUCUGCGACGUCAUCGGCGUGUGGCGAAAGCCAGGCUGAGAAUGGUAGGAGCAAUGGUCGUGGUCCUCGUGAGGCAGGACUAAGGACUCGAGGACAAGAUGCAGCUCUGCCUGCUGUGUCGUCGUGGUUCACGCCCAACAACAUGAUGAACAAGAACGGCGAGCAGGCGUAUGACAAGAACAUGCAGGCGAUGCACGAAGAGGUCGAAAGGCUGAAGCGACAAACUCGCUUGGAAGCGGAAGCGGAUCUGGCUCAGCUGUUGUAUCAGGGGACAACUAGUACUUCGUCUGCAUCUCCUCGGCACCAGAUGGAAUUAGCUGAAGCGCAGCAGCGGGAGGGAGAGGAAUGAAUUUCGCAGUAGGUGAAGUUGAUGAGGCCGCGGCCUCCGAGGUCUUGUUCGUGAGAAAUGCUACGUACAGCUGCUGCACGCAGGGAUAAGUAUAUAGAAGCUCCCCGACUUUAACCCGGAGGUGGAGACUUUGAAAAAAAAAACGUAAAAAGAUUCUGCGGAGCAACCAAAUUGGGCUCUUCGGUGCAGGUAUUUGUGCGGUGCGAAAUGUGACGUCGAAUAUGGUGCUCUUGAGAGUGAAAUGCAGUGCUAGUGGGUUCUAAAAGUAGCUGGUAGCAGGAGGCCUACCGCCUACGCAUAAAAAAACCGGAUAGAGUUUAUAGUUUUUGCACCAGAUGAAAAAACUGCGCAAUAAACACCUGCAGAGCGUGCUAUGAUGAACUAAAUGCACCUGGACCUAUACACGGUUCUCUUGGACCUAAUCGCAAAUCAACUUUUUCGACGGACAACAAAAACUGAGACAAUCUUUCUCAUAUAUUUGCCUAUUGAGAAUCUGCACG
Amoebophrya sp. A120 is the source of this 1914-nucleotide messenger RNA. NCBI's taxonomy places the organism in Eukaryota, Dinophyceae, Syndiniales, Amoebophryaceae. The record is from the annotation of a GenBank genome assembly.